GUUGGGCGACUGCUUGAGUCUUUUUUCGGGCGAAAACGAUUUUUUUUACGCCUGCAUUCAUCGGCGUCAAGUCCGACAGCGCUGCAUAGAGGCUAGAGGUGCAAAAAAAAACAUGAAGUCAAGAUUUUCCGCCACUCUGCCGUCGCUUUCGGACAACCGACCGACGAAGUUUCUGUUGCGCUCCGUGUUGUAUCUUCUGUAUCAGCUGCAGUUUCUGUUUGCCAUCCCCUUCUGGUCGGCGCAGGAACGCUUCGUCACCGAAUCCGAGUACCACGAUCUGGUCGGGUUUCAGGACCAAAAUGCCACCGAGCAUCUGCUAUGCUGUGGUAAUAAAGGCACUGAAUCUUCGUAAACACCGACUCGGCAUCAACAUCACAAUGGAUUUUUUGCAUUACAAAAAGAUAAAAGAAUACUGUCGCCUGUUUUUUGCCUCAGUGUAGUAAGGAUGCAAUGACACCACGAGGUCGCCUGGCUUCAAAUUAUUUGGCAAGUGAUUUAUUGUACGAAGUAAGAACGAUCUAUCAACACGUUUUUGCCACCUGCAUAUCUCUCCUUUCGCGACGUUUUCUUCGUCAUUUCCACCUGGUACAGUGAGUACGAGCACGCGAAGCUGGCGAAGCACGCGUGGCUGCAGAACCUGUGGCAGGUGGCCUUCAUCACGGACAAGAAGAAUGACCUGUUCCCGAUUCACCAGCAGGAUGACUUCCCGCCGGAGGAGUACCCGACCAUUUACGAGGGGAAGUUUGUGUUGUGGAUGCGGAACACGGAGCUACCGGAGGGGGUCAAGUGGGUGGUGGUUCUCCCCACCGUCGACGCCUUCAUCCACCUGGGGCACUUGUACUACUUCCUGAAAACGCACACGCCGAAGCUUCGGAACGAAAAGACUGUACUAGAAAACGGGCAAUCUUCGGAGGACGAGGCGGAGCACCAGCGGGCCGUGAUGUUCGCCUCGUUUGCGCCGAACACGAAAGUGUUCGACUACGACCUGCUUCCCUGCGGCCCCGUGAUUUUGAACCGCGUCGGCUGGGACCGCAUGGUGGGCGAGAUCACCAAGCGAGAGUGCCCCUUCGUGGAGUCCAACGCGUUGUCGCUUGGCUUCUGCGCCAGCACGCAGGGGGUCACCACCGUUUUCACGGAGGCGCUGAGCUGCAACCCGCCGAGCGGGUGGACCAACGGGCUGGACCUGGUCGGCUUUCUCGGCCUGUCGCAGAUGCGGGCGGAAUUCGACAAAAGGCAAAUGCAGGUGGUAGAUGAGGGAUUCCCGAACGCCUGCAACCAUGGUGUGGGAAUUCCCAAGAGAGGACAAAGUUUACCUGAAGCUGAAGAGCAACAACAAGAGUCCGCACCAACAGAAGGAGCCGAAGACCAGUUGGAACAAGCAGCUGCCCGUGCGAUGAUCCAGCCCAGGCAAUAUUUCCAGCCGUCCACCGUGCCAAAUUUGCGGUCGCUGGUGGAGUCGUUUUGCUUCCAAGGCGCGCGGAGAACGUCCGCGGUCGGGAGGAGCUUACUGAGUGGGAUGAUGAUGGAGGAGCAUCCUGACAACGAUAGAAGUCCCGACGAAGAUAUUGUCGAGGAGAACUGGGAUUUCAGUUCGGACGACCCCGAGAAGCUGCUGAACCAGUUCGCCAACCGCGGUCCGCAGCUGCAGAUAGCGCACGACAAGAAGAGUGCUCCUGUUAGAGGUCUUGAUAGACCACCAGACGCAACCGACCCCGCAAUUCUCGCAAGCCACGAGUACGAAAUUCUGAAAGAAAACGGCGACCUCGUCCUCUCCGACGCGAACUCGGAGGGGGCGCUGGCGGAGGUCCUGUUGGCGGACGUGACGGAAAGGAGGAGUAAGAAGUACAAAAAGCCGCUGCGAGACCUGACGGCCGAUCUGCCCUGGGUCUUCUGGGUGCAGGAGGGGUUGCGGUUUAUGUACGUGAACCAGGAGGAGAUCCGGUAUUUCAUCCGGCAAUUCCAGGCCAACUACGACACGAGGUUCGCGAAGCUCGUCGUCGGAUCAGUCACCGAAGACAACCAUAUACUGGCCCUGCACGGACUGCUGCUUUCCCCGAAGGCGGUUGAUCUGGUGGUGACCCAGUCACUGCAGGCACUGCUGCUGGACCCGCAAGCGGUCAUUGUCCACUCCUCCAAGUUCGUCGCGAACGACCACCCAACGGUCAGUUUCUUGCCCAAGACCAUCUACGGCACGAUCGCGACGCACGCCGGCGUACGAGGGUGAAAAUAUUGUUUGUUUCCCUUGUUCCUCUGAUUUGCAGCGCUUGAUUACCAGCUGAAUAGAAACGCCAGCGGGAAUUGCGGCUUUUGCAUGACAAGGUCCAUUUUUACGCGGCGCAGAGUGUACGUAGUUCUACUGUUUCGACGGCUUCGAAGAUUCGGCAUUUUGCAUGGGACGCACAAUGGGGACGAGGGAAAGGUGUUCACUCUCAUACUGCGUUUUCGCCGUACGGAAGCUGAAAAAGGGUCUGGUGCAUGACCUGGAAAUGAAGGAGCGCGAGCACACGCUCUGGUUCCGCGAAACCGAGUAUGAGUGGCGGUUCGGCUUUGCAUCCAGCGAGAAAAACCUCACGCAGUACUUCGACCGCCGGACCACGGUAAUAGAAAAAGAGGACACUGGUUCGUCUUCUGCCACAAGGGAUGAAACGUCACGCACGUCGGAUCAUGAAUCAUCACCCGAAAUGAUAAAUCACUCGGAGCAGCAAGGUCUUGCCGAUUCUGAUUCUUUCCCUCGCGAAGCGCUGUUCACCGAGGAUGGGGGUCCGGCUCCGAUCAAGGUAUCUAGCAACAGCACAACCGGGAUUUUCUACAUCCACGGCCAGAAUCACAUCGGCAUCACCAAAUCCGGCGCGGCGGGCAUGCGAGAGUUCCGGAAGCACCAAGUGCUGUUUCGGUCCGCCAUUGGGUACCCCAUACAGCUGUCCAACUCUACCACUGUGAUCUGCGAUAAGACCACUAUCGCAGAAGACAUCACGCAGCUGGAGGUGGAGGAAAUAUGACGUAUAGUUCGGUUCGCUUUAUUCUCACUUGGCGUGGUGUUGCGCGUCGCUGUGGCAUUUGCACAUUGUGCCACUUGGUCAAGUCACUGGUGCUGGUCUAGCCAUCAAAGGAUCGCAGAAAUGGUGACUUGUAUUUGCCGUGGGGGCUCUGUCUGAGAAGACGAAA
This is a messenger RNA of Amoebophrya sp. A120, 3165 nucleotides long. NCBI's taxonomy places the organism in Eukaryota, Dinophyceae, Syndiniales, Amoebophryaceae. The record is from the annotation of a GenBank genome assembly.